AUUGGGUCUAAAAUGAAGUUAUGGGAUGUGUUGGCCCUGUGUGUGUCGCUGAGUGCCGUCUCCACAAGUCCCCUGUUCCCUCGCCUAGCAGCAGCACCAGCAAAGCGACAUCACUUCCUGGAGCAAGUCCUUGACAGUCCGCUGCUUCAUGUGGAGGAGAGUGCUGUGGGUGAGGAAGAUAGGCUGGAAAACCAGUGGCAAAACCAAGAAGACCUGCCGGAAUUGUCCAUCAAGGAGCUGUACACAACCAGCCCCUCAUACCCUGGGCAGCAGGAGGACGUUAUGAGUUUAAUCCAAACCACCAUCAGCAGAAUGCGCAGGGCUUUGCAGCAGGAUGUCAGCUCCCGGGCAAGGACAGAGCGUGGCAGACAGAGGGAUGCUGCCAGCAGGGACAGGAAGGGCAGAGGCCGAGGGGAGAAGAGGAGGGGGAGGAGUCGAGGGGUAAAACCAAGGAGAAAUCAGAGCCAUGGCUGUGUCUUGAAGCAAGUGCACCUAAACGUGACAGAUUUGGGACUGGGCUACUGGACCAAGGAGGAGCUGAUUUUCAGGUAUUGCAGCGGUCCCUGCAUUGAUUCAGAGACUAACUAUGACAAGAUCCUAAAUAACCUGACCCACAACAAGAAGCUGGACCAGGACAAGCCAGCUCGGACCUGUUGCCGCCCCAUCGCUUUUGACGAUGACCUCUCCUUUUUGGAUGAUAACCUUGUGUACCACACUCUGAAAAAGCAUUCUGCCAGGAAGUGUGGUUGUGUGUGAGGUCCUUUUCAGAAGCAAAAG
Messenger RNA from Scleropages formosus (Asian bonytongue), 777 nucleotides. RefSeq names its product glial cell derived neurotrophic factor a (gene gdnfa). The record is from RefSeq and is a predicted model, not a curated record. Gene Ontology annotation, molecular function: growth factor activity; glial cell-derived neurotrophic factor receptor binding; receptor tyrosine kinase binding. Lineage: Eukaryota; Metazoa; Chordata; Actinopteri; Osteoglossiformes; Osteoglossidae. The transcript has 2 exons. Gene Ontology annotation, biological process: positive regulation of branching involved in ureteric bud morphogenesis; peripheral nervous system development; negative regulation of neuron apoptotic process. Bases 13 to 756 code for a protein of 247 amino acids.